CGCUCUCAAACGGUGCAGAGACACCUCCAAGGCCAUCAAAGUGUUAAGAUUCUCACCAUACUUCCAAUAGAUUAUCAUGUCAGACGAUACAUUGACACGCAGCCUGCUCAUCACUGGUUCAAGCGGCUACAUCGGCACUCAUAUUGUCGGCCACGCUCUUCAGAAUGGAUGGCAAGUUCGCGCCACUACCAGAUCUGAAGCCGGUAUUGCGAAACUCGAGACAACUUUUCCAUAUGCCUUUGAGCAGCUCAAGUUUGCAAUAGUCCCGGACUUUACAAAACACGAGGCAUACCAUAGCAUUCUCGCUGGCGUGACUGACAUUGUCCAUGCUGCAUCACCCUUCAACCUUCAGCCGCAGGACAAUGCUAAAGAUGUUCUUGAACCCGCCAUACAAGGCAUUCUAGCUAUUCUCGAAGCUGCAAUCCGCUAUGGGCCUCAGGUUCGCCGGGUAAUUAACAUCUCCUCUUUCGCUGCAAUUGUCGACAUGUCCAAGGGAUUACGCCCUGGACACACAUAUUCAGAAAGAGACUGGAAUCCUAUGACUUACGAUCGGGCGGUGGCAACGUCCAAUGGUCCUGCUGCAUAUUGUGCCUCAAAAAGCCUUGCGGAGAGAGCCAUGUGGGACUGGAUGGAAAAUAAUAAGCUGAAUGUGCCAUUCACACUUUCAGUGAUUAACCCCCCGUGGGUUUUUGGCCCUUAUUAUGCUGACCCUGACCUGGGCACCCUAUGCGAGUCUGUGGCGGCACUUUGGUGUCUCUUCGGUGCCAAAACGGUACCACCUACUGACUUCGCGGGCUUUGUGGAUGUUCGAGAUGUUGCAAAAGCGGUAAUGUUGGUGCUUGACAAUCCUGCGGCCGCAGGGCGACGUUUCCUGCUUGGAGCCAAUUUCGACUGGCAGACUGCUGCAGAUAUCAUUCGUAAAAGGUUUAUGGCGGCCCGAGACAGGGUACCAGCAGGACGGCCCGGGUAUGGGAAGUUAGAAUCGGUCUACAAUAUUGAUGGAGGGCAGGCACAGCAGGUCCUGGGAUUAGUAUACACACCGCUCGACUCCGCCCUGUACUCUACGGUUUGUCAGUUGCUGAAGGCCGAGGAGGCAGAGAAGGGAUCAUAUUAACCCUCCAAGGCACGUAGCAGAUUUGUUUAUCGGAUACUACAGUAUUAGCUCUUAAAUACAAGUUGAUUGCGCCCAGGCUUAGCAAGG
Fusarium oxysporum Fo47 is the source of this 1201-nucleotide messenger RNA. Its product is annotated as NAD dependent epimerase/dehydratase. Bases 77 to 1114 code for a protein of 345 amino acids. The record is from RefSeq and is a predicted model, not a curated record. The transcript has 2 exons. Gene Ontology annotation, molecular function: oxidoreductase activity, acting on the CH-OH group of donors, NAD or NADP as acceptor. Lineage: Eukaryota; Fungi; Ascomycota; Sordariomycetes; Hypocreales; Nectriaceae.